CGCUUAAAAUAGUAAAUAACAAAUUCGCCCACUCUUGCUCGCCUCCUUUCUCUUUCACAUUUUGUUUUCUUCGCUCGGCCCAGUCCCCUUUCUCGCUCUUCCUUUCCUCGCGGUUUCUUGGAAGAAUUCAUGUCGCAGGACAAGGGCCGGCCGUUACCAAAGUUUGGUGAGUGGGAUGUUAAUGACCCUGCUUCUGCAGAGGGAUUCACUGUGAUCUUCAAUAAGGCCAGAGAUGAGAGGAAGACUGGUGGCAGCACACGAGGGCCAGACUCUCCUGGAAAGGAGGAGACAGCCUUUAAACAUGGACCUUAUGCUACCAAGCCAAAUGUGAAUGCUAAAAAAUGGUUUUGCUGCAUUCAAGCUAGUUCAGCAGAGUCUUGACUGUUCAAGGUUGUGUUGGUUUUGCAAUAUUUUCUGAAGGAUCAAAGCCUUAGCUCAGGAAGCAGGUUCUGUUUGAUUUUUCUUUGGAGUAGUUUGGUCAAGGUGAGGUGGUGUGAGAGUAGUGACACAGGCUGAGGAUGGGAGAGCAAGGAAUCGCCUUGUUUUGUAUGUAGUUAUAUGAAUGUAUACUGGAGAUAUAAUCAGAAUCUGAGUUUCCCUAUUUUUGUUAUUUGAUCAUUUUACUGGUGUUUCUGCUGUUAUCAAUUAUGUUGGAAAUCAUCAAUACAAAUAAGCUUGAGUGAUGUUUCUGCUGCA
This is a messenger RNA of Phoenix dactylifera (date palm), 696 nucleotides long. The record is from RefSeq and is a predicted model, not a curated record. NCBI's taxonomy places the organism in Eukaryota, Viridiplantae, Streptophyta, Magnoliopsida, Arecales, Arecaceae.